Molecule: messenger RNA, 3778 nt
Organism: Leucoraja erinaceus (little skate)
Lineage: Eukaryota; Metazoa; Chordata; Chondrichthyes; Rajiformes; Rajidae
Exons: 4
Coding region: 2796-3524 (242 amino acids)
Source: RefSeq, a predicted model, not a curated record
CCCACCCACCCAACCUAAACCACUCUGCAGCCUCAUAGCAUCCGCCUUGCAGCUCACACUGCCUCCCAGCUUUGUGCCAUCCACAAACUCUGAGAUACAAACAAGCUUCUGGUAAACUCCACAUUUUGAUAUCUUUGACCCCUGUUUCCUAUGAAGACUGGGGAAAUUCAGCACGUUUCUUAUUACUUUCACAAACUUCUACAGAAGCUCCAUAGUAAACAUACUGUUGGGUUGCGUAACAGCUUGGUUUGCGACAAGUUUGGCCCAAGACUGUAAACGGUUUUGAUAAGGGGGGAUCUUGUCUGCCAAAUCCGUUGGAGUUUUUUGAGGAGGUAAAGUUGUGGACUACUUUCUAAAUGGGGAGAAUGAUACAGAAAUUGGACGUGCAAAGGGACAUGGGAGAGCUGGUGCAGGAUUGCCAAAACGUUAGUUUGUAGGUCGAGUCAGCAGUAAGGAAAGCAAAUGCAAUGUUAGCAUUCAUUUUGAGGGGACUAGAAUAUAGAAGCAAGGAUGUAAUGCUGAGGCUUUAUCAGAUGCUGGUGAGGCUACAUUUGGAAUAUUGUGAGCAGUUUUGGGCCCCAUGGCUGAGGACAGAUGUGCUGGCUUUGGAGAGGUUUCAAAAUGAUCCCAGGGAUGGUUAGGUUAACGUAUGAGGAGCGUUUUAUGGCUCUGGGCCUAUACUCACUGGAGUGUAGAAAGAGGAGGGAGAGUCUCAUUGAAACCUGCCAGAUAAUGAAAGGCCUGGAUAGAGUGGAUGUAGAAAGGAUGUUUCGUGUAAUGGGAUAGUCAAGGACCAGAGAACCUAGUCUCAGAAUAAUAGGACAAACCUUUGAAAUGGUGACGAAGAGAAGUAUCGUGAGCCAAGAGUAGUGAAACUGUGGAGUUCAUUGCUGCACACAGUUGUGGAGGCCAAGACAUUGGGUAUUUUUAAGACAGAGAUUCAUAAGUUCUUGAUUGGGAAGAGCAUCAAAGGUUACAGUACAGGAGAGUUGGGUUGAGAGGGAUAAAUAGAUCACCCAUGAUUGAAUGGCUUAAUUCUGCUGCAAUGUCUUAUGGUCUGCAAGAAAUUGCACAGAGUUAUACAUGUAGACCAGUAAAUCACACCGACCAGACUUCCCUCCAUUGACUCCAUCUACACUUUCAUGCUGCAUUGGAAAAAGCCAACAUAAUUAAUGACAUCCCACUCUCAUCAUUCCUUCUCCCUGCCUCCACCUGGCAGAAAUGCACACACCACCAGACUCAGGAUUAACUUCUUCCCCUGUAAUCAAUGUCCUGAAUUGUCCUUUCAUGAACUUGGGUAUGGUCCGAUGCACCUCUACCCCAUUGCAGACAUUGGACUUUGUCAAUGGAACUGGUGCACUAUAAGUCUGAGGUCAUCCUUCUCGGCCCCUCGGACUCAAUCAAAAUUAUAGCAGGCAGCCUUGGAAACCAUACCCCACUACUCAAACCUCACGUCAAAAACCUUGGCGUGAUAUUUGACUCAGCACUGAAAUUUGACAAUCAAGUCAAUGCCGUGGUAAAACGCUAGCUUCUUUCAGCUUCAGACGAUAGCUAAAAAAAAAAAAUUCCUCCAGUUUGAUGAUCUGGAAAAGAUCAUCCACACAUUCAUCUCCUCCAGCCUAGAUUUCUGCAACUCCCUUUACAGUGGCAUCAGCCAAUCUUCCCUGUCCCGCCUGCACCUGGUCCAAAACGUCGCAGCGAGACUCCUGACGGGCACCCGAAAAAGGGACCACAUCACCCCGAUCCUGGCCUCUCUCCACUGGCUCCCUGUGCGGUUCCGUAUUAACUUCAAGAUUCUCCUCCAUGUCUACAAAGCCCUCAACGAGCUUGCCCCCACCUACAUAAAAAGUCUUCUCACCCACCACUCCACCUCCAGGCCCCUCAGAUCAGCCGACUUGGGGUUUGCUGAAUAUCCCACGGUCUAGGCAUAAGCUCAGGGGCGACCACGCCUUUGCGGUUGCAGCCCCUAGACUGUGGAACAGCAUCCCCUUUCCCAUCAGAACUGCCCCCUCCAUCGACUCUUUUAAGUCAAGACUAAAGACUUAUCUAUACUCCCAAGCCUUUCCUGACGUCCUCUGAGUGAGGGCUACAUGUAUAUAUGUAUGUAGUUUGUUUUGUUGUGCUAUUCUUAUAACAAAUGUAAAGCACUUUGGCCAACGAGAGUUGUUUUUUAAAUGUGACUUGACUUGACUAAUGAUGAGAACUACAUCCUGCACUCUGGAUCUUCCGCUUUGCUCUACUUAUUGUACUUGAGUUUGAGCUGAUUUUAUUUAUUAUUUGAUCUGAUAAUAGUAUCAGAUAGCAUACUAAACAACGUGUUUCAUUGUACCUUGAUACAUCUGAUGAUAAUAAAUCUAAACCCAACUUUCUAAAAAUAGUUGUUCCCAACAAAAGUUGAAAAAGUGUCUUCAUUCAAAUAAUAUUUCGGCGCUGCCAUGCAUUACUCACUGGGUUUCAUAAUGAGAAGUUUAUCUUUGAAAUUAGCGUGCUCGGCCAACGUUUCAAGCGCUUGCAAAAGCCUGCAAGUCAGUGAACACGUCUUGUUUUCCAUCAUCUGCAGCUCGGAAUCAGUCGAGGGCAGCUGAAGUGUGAACUGUCAGAGUUCAGAUGGCGUCUCACCGCGAGCACCAACACUGAUCUCUUCCUGCCACUCACCUCCGGUUUAAUACAUCGCAAAGAAUAAACUCGGCUAACGGAAGCCGGGCAUCUUGUUGGCAAGCAGAGGCAGUGUAAAAAUAAAAGAGGGCCGGUGAAAAUAUUUGACUCCGAAUUUACAAGAUACAUAAUUAAAAAGCAUGAGGAUAAAGAACUACGAAGAACUGAAAAGAGUUGGUUUUCCUGCCGGGCGCUGUUUUUGUGGGAAGGGUCACCUUUUUGGAAUCUGGACGCUCCGCUUACUGACCCUCUGCGGCACAGGGACCCCAGCCCCACCCGAUACCGUCAUUGAUGCCGUCGUUGGACAGGAUGUUCAGUUCCCUGCGGAUAACCCGUGUGAAGAUCGAUAUGAAGUGACAUUUCAGAUACUAUCACCGUUUGUUGCUCAACUAGCUUCUACGGGAACGGACACACCCGAAACCCGACACCCAGUGUACGCUGACAGACUGCAUUGGGACGCGAGUGGAUCCCUGGUGCUGUCCAAUGUGCAGGUCAAUGACAGUGAAAGAUAUGAACUACAAAUCGACUGCUACAGCACAAAACGAACAGAGCCAAGUGAAAAGACCUUCGAUUUGCAUGUGUUUGAAUCAGUUUCAAAGCCAGUGAUAACAGCAAGUGGGUGUAAUUCAACUCCAACUGUUAAUCUAAGCUGCUCCGUCACCAAUGGAACAAAAGUUACCUUCUGCUGGGAAAUGUUCUCCUUGUCCAAAGGCCUCAACGAAACUUGCCAUGGGCCAGAACUGGUGAUAAACCACGGUAGAGAACAGGAACUGGAUACAUUCAGGUGCACGGCAAAGAACAGAGUCAGUAAUGCAAGCAGACAACAAACAAUCACGGAGCUGUGUUAUGGAAAUGACUAUGCACAGUAAUACAAGGGACUGACAGGAAAACUGUUGACCAAGAUGGAUUACCUACAUUUGACGUGCUCCUCUUGCAAAGUGGCAUUUGUAUUGUUGGUCAGUUUUAGGAACAAUUAACUAAAAACUGGAAAAACGGUGAUUGAGUUUUCGCCAACAUUAGAAUGAAAAACAGCAGCAUGGGAACUUUGUUCAACAUUGCCACUCCUUUGACAAUGAAUUUAUUGCAUGAGCAUUAUCCAAUUAAACUAUUGUUAAUACCCAAA